Messenger RNA from Glycine soja, 2792 nucleotides. RefSeq names its product G-type lectin S-receptor-like serine/threonine-protein kinase At4g27290. Gene Ontology annotation, molecular function: ATP binding; protein serine/threonine kinase activity. Bases 166 to 2625 code for a protein of 819 amino acids. The record is from RefSeq and is a predicted model, not a curated record. Gene Ontology annotation, biological process: recognition of pollen; protein phosphorylation. The transcript is spliced from 7 exons. NCBI's taxonomy places the organism in Eukaryota, Viridiplantae, Streptophyta, Magnoliopsida, Fabales, Fabaceae.
GAUGUCGGUCCAAAAAUGCAGCCUCAAUGUUAGUUUGAAGACUUUUCAAUUGUACACAGCAAGGUCAUGCCACGAGCUUGGACUCACCCUUUUCAUUCAAAUGAAUUUUGAUUAAAUGAACUUUGGAGGCCUGUUGUAACCAUGGCAAAACAAUCAUAAACACGAAUGUUAAUAAUGGUCCGAUUUUUCUUCUUCUGCUUCUUCAUUUCCACGUUAUUAAUACAAGGCACCCUCGCUAUAAUUACUCCAAAUGAGUCAAUCCAAGGCAAUAGGACCCUAGUUUCUUCUGCUGGAACUUUUGAAGCAGGAUUCUUCAACUUUGGAAAUUCACAAGGCCAAUACUUUGGUAUAUGGUACAAGAACAUAUCACCAAAGACUAUUGUGUGGGUUGCCAACAAAGAUGCCCCAGUUAAAGACUCAACAGCAUUUCUCACACUAACACAUCAAGGAGAUCCUGUUAUUCUUGAUGGCUCAAGGAGUACUACUGUGUGGUUCUCCAAUUCAUCAAGAAUUGCUGAGAAACCAAUUAUGCAGCUUCUAGACUCGGGAAAUCUUGUUGUGAAAGAUGGAAACAGCAAAAAAGAGAAUUUUUUGUGGGAAAGUUUUGAUUACCCUGGUAACACUUUUCUUGCAGGAAUGAAACUUAGGACAAACUUAGUUUCUGGUCCUUAUAGGUCUCUCACAUCUUGGAAAAACGCAGAAGAUCCCGGUUCUGGUGAGUUUUCAUAUCACAUAGAUGCUCAUGGAUUUCCUCAACUGGUUACUACAAAGGGAGAAAUUUUAUUUAGCAGAGCAGGGUCAUGGACUGGCUUUGUUUUCAGUGGAGUUUCUUGGCGAAGAAUGCUUAGCCUUGUAACUUUUUCGCUAGCGAUUAAUGACAAGGAAGUCACUUACCAAUAUGAAACCCUGAAGGCUGGAACUGUUACUAUGUUAGUGAUCAAUCCAUCAGGCUUUGUGCAACGUUUGUUAUGGUCCGAACGGACUGGGAAUUGGGAGAUUUUAUCAACUCGUCCCAUGGAUCAGUGUGAAUACUAUGCCUUUUGUGAUGUGAAUUCUUUGUGUAAUGUUACUAACUCUCCAAAAACAUGUACAUGCUUGGAAGGUUUUGUACCCAAGUUUUAUGAGAAAUGGAGUGCAUUAGAUUGGUCUGGUGGGUGUGUUAGAAGAAUAAACUUGAGUUGUGAAGGUGAUGUGUUUCAAAAGUACGCAGGAAUGAAAUUGCCAGAUACUUCUUCUUCUUGGUAUGACAAGAGUUUGAACCUUGAGAAAUGUGAGAAAUUGUGUUUGAAAAACUGCUCUUGUACAGCAUAUGCAAAUGUAGAUGUUGAUGGGAGAGGGUGUUUGCUUUGGUUUGAUAACAUUGUGGAUUUGACAAGACACACAGACCAAGGACAAGAUAUUUACAUACGGCUUGCAGCUUCAGAGUUAGAUCAUAGAGGGAAUGACCAGAGCUUUGAUAACAAGAAGCUUGUAGGGAUAGUAGUAGGCAUUGUUGCAUUCAUCAUGGUACUUGGAUCGGUCACAUUCACAUAUAUGAAGAGAAAGAAGCUCGCAAAGAGAGAGAUGCUAAAAAUAUUUCACUGGAAAUACAAAAGGGAGAAGGAAGAUGUGGAGUUAUCAACAAUAUUUGAUUUUUCAACCAUCUCUAAUGCUACAGAUCAAUUUUCACCCAGUAAAAAGUUAGGAGAAGGUGGCUUUGGACCAGUAUACAAGGGUUUAUUGAAAGAUGGACAAGAGAUUGCAGUCAAGAGGCUUGCAAAAACUUCUGAGCAAGGAGCAGAGCAGUUCAAAAAUGAAGUCAUGUUGAUGGCAAAACUUCAGCACCGCAAUCUUGUAAAACUUCUUGGAUGUUCUAUUCACCAAAAAGAAAGGCUCUUGAUCUAUGAAUACAUGUCCAACAGAAGCUUGGAUUACUUCAUUUUUGAUUCAACACAAAGUAAACAACUAGAUCUGACAAAGCGCCUUCAAAUCAUCGAUGGUAUUGCUCGAGGGCUACUCUAUCUUCAUCAAGACUCUAGAUUAAGAAUCAUCCACAGAGAUCUCAAAGUUAGCAACAUUCUUCUAGAUAAUGAUAUGAAUCCAAAGAUAUCAGAUUUUGGUUUGGCUAGAACAUUUGGAGGAGAUCAAGCUGAGGCUAAUACAAAUAGAGUGAUGGGAACAUAUGGUUAUAUGCCUCCUGAAUAUGCACUUCAUGGACAUUUUUCAAUCAAAUCUGAUGUAUUUAGCUUUGGUGUAAUUGUGCUGGAGAUAAUAAGUGGGAGAAAGAAUCGGAAUUUCCAAGACUCUGAGCAUCAUCUUAAUCUUCUUAGUCAUGCAUGGAGACUGUGGAUUGAAGAAAAGCCACUUGAGCUAAUAGAUGACCUAUUAGAUGAUCCAGUCUCUCCACAUGAAAUACUCAGAUGUAUUCAUGUGGGUCUGCUAUGUGUGCAACAAACACCUGAAAAUAGACCCAACAUGUCAUCUGUGGUUUUAAUGUUGAAUGGUGAAAAGUUGUUGCCUGAUCCAAGCCAACCUGGGUUCUACACAGGAACAAUUCAGUAUCCAAUUCAGCUAGAAUCUUCUUCGAGAAGUGUUGGAGCAUGUUCACAAAAUGAAGCUACAGUGUCCUUGUUAGAGGCACGAUAGAAGAAUACUAGUGUGUUGAUGAUACAAGGAAUAAGGAUUUUAGGAAGAACUUUAUUUACAAAUUAAUUGGAAUAUAAAGCACUUGUAAAUAUUUGGGAUAGAACUCAGAAAAUAACUUAUGAUACGAUUAAAGAGAUAAAUGAAAGCAUACAAAUAUGAUAUAAAUA